UGGGCGGAACCUUUUGGGUGGGUAGGGCGCUAACGUGCAGUAUGGCGGACGAUGGGGACGGCAGGAGCGGAGUAGCUGACACAAGUGGCGGGCAGGGGACAACAACAGAGGAGUUGGAUCCAGGACCCGGUCUCGGCGGCAUGCUUCUCAACCUCGCCUUGUUAAUUUUGUUUCUGGCCGCUUGUUAUGGUGUUUACCGACGGUGGUUCAGGAGGUCAGGCGCCAACGCGGGCCGGGGAGAUGAGGCCUCGGCUUUGCCCAAGAUGGGCCGGCGGGACUUCACUCUGGAGCAGCUGCGGGAGUACGACGGCGUCCAGAACCCGCGCAUUCUCAUGGCCGUCAACAUGAAAGUCUUCGACGUGACGAGCGGCAGAAAGUUUUAUGGCCGCGAGGGGCCAUAUGGGAUCUUUGCGGGUCGGGAUGCCUCUCGUGGUUUGGCUACGUUUUGUCUGGAGAAAGAUGCACUACGGGACGAGUAUGAUGAUCUGUCAGAUCUCAAUGCUGUUCAGAUGGAGAGCGUCAGAGAAUGGGAGAUGCAGUUUAUGGAAAAAUACGACUACGUUGGUCGCCUGUUGAAGCCUGGUGACGAACCAUCGGAAUACACAGACGAGGAGGACAUAAAGGACCAUCUGAAACACGACUGAUGUGACCAAAGCCUGAGACUCAGACUGCUAGCGUCCAGCCAAUUUGCCCCUUGUAGCCCAAACAUCACUCUUUAGCCCAACAACUCUAAACUAUUGGACAGCUACUAGUCUGUUGGAGUAGAUUCCACAGAUUAUGCACCUCCUCUCCAAUAUUACAUCCCCAGGCAGGAGUGUCUGUACGCCGACAGCAGAAAGUGUUCAGCAACAACAGUGCUACAAAAUGGAUGGCUCAGAUAUAGGUCUGUUUGGCGACUUCCUGAUUGGAGCAUUAAAUCUAAACCAUACUUGCCUCAAGGUGUCCCUUUGUACCUGCUCCAUCCUCCUGUGGUUGUUCAUCCUUUCCUCCAUUCAUCUCAUGCUCUGUGUGCAUUUUUGUUUUUUCCCAGCUCCAGCACACCUGCUUCAACUCGUCAGCCAAAUAUUAAGCCCUUCUUGAGCUGAGUAAGGUGUGUUUAAGAAGGGAAAAUCAAAAACAUUUGAAUUUCCGAGGAUUAGGAUUGAGAACCACCACCUUUUUGCUCUUUACUUCUUUUCUAAAUGUCCCUGUCUGCCUCUGUGCGCCGUCACAGUCCACCCAAAUCUACUGUACUGGAAAAAGGUAUUAGUUACCCCUUCACUCCCCCCUGCCCCCACCCUUUUCCUGCUUCACUGCAGCCACGGGCCUUGGCUUGGUCUCCUGUUCACCUCUAUACACUUGCUCCAUAAGCUCUAAGCACGUAACCCUGUAUGUUUAAGCAGUCCUGGGUCUUUUAAAAAAAAUCCUGCACAUGUGUGCGUGUGUGUGUGUGUGUGUGUGUGUGUGUGUGUGUGUGUGCGCGCGUGUGUCUUGGUGAUGGACCGGAAAUGUGAAAGAAUGUUAAAAUGUAUGAAACAAUGAAAUCCCACAUUUUAAUUCAGUUCUGUUGAUGAGUAGCCUUACGCUAAUGGAACUGUCCGAGAGAGAGGGGGGUGAAAUGGCGCGAUCCAAAACUGGAUCACAGCUGCACUUUUUUUUUUCUUUUUCCUCUUAACUUCAUUUUAAAAUAAACUGCAAAUUGAGGCAUCAUCCAAUUCGAAGGUCACAUGUUAAUACCGUUAACCAAUCCGAAAGUUGUGGGUGUGUUCUUUUUCAGCAUUACAGAUUUCCCCCUUCCUUUUUUGGGUAUGGUAUGCACUUUUGGUGCCACGGCUUAAUCACAGUGUGAUUGUACGCAUUUGGUUCAGGUGGAUGAUGAGGGAAAUAUUGGGAGUAGAGGGCUCUUGCCAGAAUUAUUUUUUUAUAUAUAUAUAUAUAUAUAUAUAUAUAUAUAUAUAUAUAUAUAUUAGUUUUCAAUGCAAAGGGAAAAUCAGCUUUUGGUCACUUAAAAUCCUUCAAAUAUCAGUUUAGCAGUGAGUCCCUUUCAACUCCUUAACAGAAACAAUGUGAGUAGGAAUUGUGCCUUAUUUGUUUUUUUGUUGUUGUUUUUUUUCAUCAAAAACAAUUUGCGGCAAAAAGAAGUGGAAGGCGAGGAAAACAUGACUACAUAAAUAUCUCCCCUUUCUCACAUUGUUCUUUUGAUGGUGUUAAAAUACACUCUUACUAUGUGCCCUUUUUAACUAAAACAAUGAAAAGGCAUGCUUCAGGCUCAAGAUCUUUCCCCAUCUCAUUGCCACCUUGUACAUAGACCUUACGAAGUAUUCAGUGUUACUGCCAUGUUGCUGUAGUUAAUGGGGCUCUAUGUACUACUGUGUUGUAUUGGCCAUAAAUCUGUUCCAUCAUUCGCGCUCUCUUUAUUUUUUCUGCUGAUGUUCAUUUUAAGUGUGGAAGAAACAGUAUAAGAUCUUUUUUGGAGACUAGGCAUGGGUGCUAAGAAUUAAACACUUUUUUUUUAUUUGAUUUAUUUCUUUUGGGGGGGGAGGGGGGUAAGGGUGGGAGGUAAAAAGAAAACAAGUGGUGGAUUCUGUAAAUAUGUGUAUCAUUUUAUUGAAGCAUGUUUGGCAUAACUAUGAGCUAAUGCUGGUUUCUCCCCACGUCACGUAUUUAAUUGUUGGGACUCUGUGUGUGAGUGAGCGAGAGGAAGAGCUGUGUCGAUGCAUAAACAAAUAAACAGAUUUGGAUAAUAAAA
Molecule: messenger RNA, 2728 nt
Organism: Ictalurus furcatus (blue catfish)
Lineage: Eukaryota; Metazoa; Chordata; Actinopteri; Siluriformes; Ictaluridae
Gene: pgrmc2
Product: progesterone receptor membrane component 2
Exons: 3
Coding region: 42-644 (200 amino acids)
Cellular component (GO): membrane; endomembrane system
Source: RefSeq, a predicted model, not a curated record